CGCGCCCAGUUCGCGCAUUCAGGCGUCAGUCAGCAGCGCUGGCAGAGAGAGAGAGGAGAGCGUAUCUCCACUUCAGCCAUAUGCAGUGAACCACUGGAGAGUCAGGGACCACCGCAGACGUGUAGAGUAGGCAGCGCGAGCAAAGCAACAUGAAUCCCCAGUGUAGCAGAUGUAACAAGAUCGUCUAUCCCACGGAAAAAGUAAACUGCCUGGACAAGUAUUGGCACAAAGGAUGUUUCAGCUGCGAGGUCUGCAAAAUGACUCUAAACAUGAAGAACUACAAAGGCUUCGACAAGAAACCCUAUUGCAGCCAACACUAUCCCAAGACAUCCUUUACCAGUGUGGCUGAUACUCCAGAGAACCUCCGGCUCAUGCAGCAGAGCAAGGUGCAAAGCCAGGUGCUGUACAAAGAGGAAUUUGAGAAGAACAAAGGGAAAGGCUUCAGUGUGGUGGCCGACACACCGGAGAUGCAGAGAAUCAAGAAAGCACAGGACCAAAUCAGCAAUAUAAAGUAUCAUGAGGAGUUUGAAAAGAGCCGAAUGGGAGGAGAGGCCCAACCUUCUGACAACAAUGCCGGUAAAGCCUAUCAGCCUUCCAGCCCUCAGAGUUACAACUAUGAGCCCCAGCCCCCACGCUCUGCUGCACCUCCACCGGCUUCUGGUGGUGGGAAGCGCUACAGAGCGGUCUAUGACUAUGUGGCAGCUGAUGAGGAUGAGGUAUCGUUUGCGGACGGAGACAUGAUCUUGGACGUGCAGCAGAUAGACGAGGGCUGGAUGUUCGGCCGCGUCGAGCGCACUGGCCAGCAGGGCAUGUUACCUGCCAACUACGUUGAGGCUAUAUAAGCAAGAGUCAGGAGAGAGGAGGAGAAGGAUACAGGAGGGAGGGAUGCACAGAGGAACAAGCCGUGUACCAUUUACACUUAAGAUUUAUUUUUCCCCCCAGUUUCACUAUUUGUUUAGCUUGGUCUUAAUUAAAUGAGAGAAACAUGAUCAGGCACCUAAGCUUUAGCUCUUUAGAAACAAUGCUAAUAUGCUUAAAGUAAAAACUGCUCCUGUCAGCUCAAUGAGUUUUUUUUUUUUUGUUUGUUUGUUUUUUUUCUUUUUUCUUUUUCUUUUUUCUUUUUUUUAAUCUUUAUUUCAUUUAUUCUCCUUUUUCCAGUGCAGAGAAGUUUGUUGGGUAUGUGCAUUGCUUUGCCUUUGCAUUGAAAAGUAUGGCUCAGUUUGUUCUCCAUAUGUGGAUUCAAAAGUUGCAGUGGAAAGUGUUGAAGUGCGAUGUCUUUCAGGGUGAUUAGUUCUAGAAAUGAAAGUUAAGGCUGCAGUGUAUGCUGGGAAAUGCAGUUUCAGGCAGUUGUUUAUCUGAACGGCCAGAUGAGUGGCCAGCACUCAUUGCUCAAUCAUUGUCUUAAUCGACAAAGUCUUAAUCACAAGCUUGUUAUAGCAAGCACUGCAGACGGGUGGGGGAAGCCCUUUAGAGUUCUUUUUAUGCACUUUGAGGGGGAAGAAAUACCAACAAAAAUAAGGGUUUUAUAUGAAAAAUAGAUAUGGUACAGUAAUUUACUGAAAACAUCCUGAAUUGAAAAAAGCAUCCAUAAUAUUUGAGGUUUUAUAGAAUUCUGAGUAUAUAUAAGCAUAAUCAGUGACUUAUCAUUCCAUUGUUAUUUUGUAAUGAAGCAUUCCAAUCCAUGAUUAUAUUAAAUAAAUAACUGAUAUUUGAAGCA
Messenger RNA from Pygocentrus nattereri (red-bellied piranha), 1717 nucleotides. RefSeq names its product LIM and SH3 domain protein 1-like. The transcript has 7 exons. Gene Ontology annotation, cellular component: focal adhesion. Bases 150 to 842 code for a protein of 230 amino acids. The record is from RefSeq and is a predicted model, not a curated record. Gene Ontology annotation, molecular function: actin filament binding. NCBI's taxonomy places the organism in Eukaryota, Metazoa, Chordata, Actinopteri, Characiformes, Serrasalmidae.